Coniosporium apollinis CBS 100218 is the source of this 681-nucleotide messenger RNA. RefSeq lists its product as uncharacterized. The transcript has 3 exons. The record is from RefSeq and is a predicted model, not a curated record. Gene Ontology annotation, cellular component: cytoplasmic side of plasma membrane; multivesicular body; ESCRT III complex. NCBI's taxonomy places the organism in Eukaryota, Fungi, Ascomycota, Dothideomycetes. Bases 1 to 681 code for a protein of 226 amino acids. Gene Ontology annotation, biological process: vesicle budding from membrane; late endosome to vacuole transport via multivesicular body sorting pathway.
AUGUCAGGAUGGGGACUCGGCUGGUUUGGCGGAGGAGCGGCAAAGAAGAAGGAUGCGCCCAAGAACGCCAUAUUACAGUUGAGAGGACAGCUAGAGAUGCUGUCGAAGCGAGAAAAGCACCUACAGAAUCAAAUGGAGGAGCAGGACAACAUUGCGCGGAAAUACGUCAGCUCGAAUAAGAAUGCCGCCAAACAAGCCCUCCGGCGCAAAAAGCAAUUCGAGCACUCCCUCGAGCAAACCAGCGCACAAAUAAUGACGCUAGAGCGCGAAAUCUACUCCAUCGAGACCGCCAACAUAAACAAGGAGACGCUCGACGCCAUGAAGAAUGCCUCCGCAGCCAUGAAGGAGAUCCACGGCGGGCUGACGAUCGACAAAGUGGACCAGACGAUGGAGGAGCUGCGCGAGCAGCACGCGAUCGGCGAGGAAAUCGGCGAGGCGAUUACGCAGCAGGUUGGCACGCAGGCGCUCGACGAUGCGGAGUUGGAGGAUGAGUUGGCGGAGCUCCAGCAGGAAGAGCUGGAUAAUAAGAUGUUGAGGACCGGGACCGUGCCCGUGGCGGAUGAGGUGCAUAGGCUGCCGGCGGUGGCGCAGGGAGAGCCGAAAGGCAAAGCGCCAGCAAGGGCGGAAGAAGAGGACGAAGAGGAGGAGCUGCGGAAGCUGCAGGCCGAGAUGGCCAUGUGA